This is a messenger RNA of Daldinia decipiens, 1458 nucleotides long. RefSeq lists its product as uncharacterized. NCBI's taxonomy places the organism in Eukaryota, Fungi, Ascomycota, Sordariomycetes, Xylariales, Hypoxylaceae. The record is from RefSeq and is a predicted model, not a curated record. The transcript is spliced from 2 exons. Bases 273 to 1382 code for a protein of 369 amino acids.
AUUGCACAUUACUUCCCACCGGCUGCCUAAUUGGGAGACUUCUCCCUAGAACCGUAGAGGCGUCUACGAAAAAAGAAAAGAAAAAAAACUAGAGGUUCGGUGAUAGUCCCGGUAUAACAGCCUGUAUAUUUGCUCAUUUUUCUUGGUCAUAAUGGACUAUUGUCAUCUUUUGCUGUUCUAAUAUUAGCAUUGAUAAUUUCUUCCCCUUCUUUUCCCUCGUUUUUCUCUUUAAUCUUGUAAAUUUCAGAUGUAGCUACGCCUUUUUGCCUGACAUGCCCGUCACAGUCAGGCCGUCAAAUAAUGGGUCGACAUCCUGGGCAGGUCGCAAAUAUCGACUCGCAUCGUCGCCCGAGAUCUUGCUACAUUACACGCUAACCGACGACACGCGCACCAGCCCACCGCGGGCCAGACAGUUGGUACAGAGUUCGUUUGCGGGGCUCGAGAGGAAGGACAACGUCUUCGCCACGAAGAACGGAUUUGUUCAUGCGUGCGUGGAUGCGUAUAAUGAGCAUUAUUGCCUGGUGAUAAGACCGGAGGAUGUCUGGUUCGCUAUCCUAACGCAGUUUUGCUCAUACGUUAACGGGCACGCGGAGGAGUUGCGCAAGCGAUUUUGCACCUACGAGGGUCAACAGGAGUUACAUAUCGACGUCGAUCUAGACGACGCCGACCAUGGUAAAUUGGCGUAUAUAAUGACGAAAAUAUUGGGCGAAAGACUGCGGGACGAGCACCUGCAACAAUGGGUCUUGCCGGCUUUCACGACUACGACUAAGAUAGAUCAGGCCGUCGCCAGCAUCAUAUUUAUGGGCACGAUGCAGAAGUAUUUCACAUAUAGUUGGGGGACGAGAUGCGGAAUACCGUCCGUAAACUUACUCGGCGAGGAAAGCGAUUGGACUAAGAUCCGGGAGCGAGUUGAGCGGCUGGAGACUUUAGGCUCGGAACCCUCCCGAUGGCUUCGGUUGCUUAGGCCUAUCUUAGACGGGUUUAUUGCCAGUUUCAGAGACCCAGAGAGUGAUACCACAAGAAGGUUCUGGCAGGGCAUCUGCAAUGAACAGGUACCUAACGGUAGCGGCACUACGACUUACUCUGGAUGGAUUACAUCGUUCUGCUUCUGGGAUGAGAGCGGCAGAUGUCUGCACGGGGCAAAACCGGGACAGGAGGUCAGUUUGACGAGGAGCCAGAUGCCAAGCGGAUUCAGCAAAGUGCCAGUGACGCUGCUGAAGGACGGCAUCGAGAUCCCGACCGAGAUGGUGGCCGGGUCGAUGGCGAUACGAGCAUUUCGGUCCAAAGAGGUGGUCAACGCUGGUGGUAGACCGCAGAUGCGCCGAAGCACGGGAAAUGAUACGAUACAGCCCGAAGUCGGAUGGUUCAUGUAUAAGACAUGACAUGGCAUGACCCUGCUAGGGGACAUGGUAGUAUCUAUCACUCUAACUAAUGUAUAAUCGUAACCCAUCCGCGAAG